CGCCUUCCUCCUCCUCGCCGGCCAUGCCGAGCGGCAGCGCCUCGCCGUCGCCUCAGGAGGAGUCGCCCGAGCUGGUGUUCCUGCCGCCGCCCAGGCCGCCGCCGGGCCUGCUGCUCCAGUAUCACCAGCACCAGCACCACCACGCCGCGGCGGGGACGGGGUCGGCGGACGCGCGGCUGCUGAGGGCCCGCCUGGCUGGCCUGGGCCUCCACGAGGAGCUGCUGCUGCUGGAGCCCGGCGGUGGAGGAGGAGGAGGAGGCCCGGCCUCGCUGCUGCUGGCCUCGCCGCCCUCGCUGCUCUCCCCCGGGCUAGGCUCGGGGCUGCCGCCGCCCGAAGUGAGUGGCGGGGCGCCUCCGCCGCUCUACGGGCCGAGCGACGAUGCCCACCCCGGGAUGAUGGCGGCGAUGCUCUACGGCGGAGGAGGAGGAGGAGUGGCGGCGGCGGCCGGGGUCGUCCCUCCCGGGCUGGCUCUGAACGGCGAGCAGGCGGCGCUGCUGCUGCGGAGGAAGAGCGUCAACACCACCGAGUGCGUGCCGGUGCCCAGCUCCGAGCAUGUGGCCGAGAUCGUGGGGAGGCAGGGCUGCAAAAUCAAGGCCUUGAGAGCCAAGACGAAUACUUACAUCAAGACCCCUGUCCGUGGAGAAGAGCCCGUUUUCGUCGUCACCGGACGCAAAGAAGAUGUCGCCAUGGCCAAAAGGGAAAUUCUUUCUGCUGCUGAACACUUCUCCAUGAUAAGAGCAUCGCGGAACAAGAAUGGCCCAGCUCUGGGGGGACUGUCUUGCAACCCCAACCUGCCGGGGCAAACCACCGUUCAAGUCAGGGUGCCUUACCGGGUGGUCGGGCUCGUGGUUGGCCCCAAAGGUGCUACGAUCAAAAGGAUCCAGCAGCAGACUCACACCUACAUAGUUACUCCCAGCAGAGACAAAGAGCCAGUCUUCGAGGUCACCGGCAUGCCUGAAAAUGUCGACCGCGCCCGCGAAGAGAUAGAAAUGCACAUUGCCAUGCGCACUGGAAACUACAUUGAACUGAACGAAGAAAACGACUUCCAUUACAACGGUACAGAUGUGAGCUUCGAAGCGGGGAGCCUGGGAUCGGCUUGGCUUGCUUCCAAUCCAGUACCUCCUCCAAGCCGUACCAGGAUGAUUUCGAAUUACAGAAACGACAGCUCCAGCUCUUUAGGAAGCGGCUCCACCGAUUCCUACUUUGGAAGCAAUAGAUUGGCUGACUUCAGCCCGACAAGCCCGUUUAGCCAAGGCAGUUUUUGGUUCGGGGAAACGUUGCCUUCCGUAGGGGCAGAAGAUCUCGUCAUUGACUCUCCCGCAUACGACUCCUUACCGACACCUUCUCAAACCAUCUGGACACCUUUUGAACCCGUCAACCCGCUCUCCAGUUUCAGUAGCGACCCCGCUAGCGUCACAAAAGCUCCACGGAGAGGCAGUCAGCCAUCCACUCCUCGUCUGUCGCCGACCUUUCCCGAAACCCUCGAACAUCCCCUGGCUAGGAGAGUCAGAAGCGACCCGCCCAGUACAGUCAACCAGGUCGGCCUCCCGAUCUACAUCCCUGCUUUUUCCAAUGGUACCAACAGCUAUUCUUCUUCCAACGGCGGGUCCACAUCUAGCUCCCCUCCGGAACUGAGACGUAAGCACGACUGCGUGAUAUGCUUUGAGAACGAAGUAAUCGCUGCCCUGGUUCCGUGUGGCCACAACCUCUUCUGCAUGGAAUGUGCCAACAAGAUCUGUGAAAAAGAAACACCUUCGUGUCCAGUUUGCCAGACAGCUGUUACUCAGGCGAUUCAGAUUCACUCUUAAAUAUAUAGAAGAUAUUAUAUAUGGACUUUUUAAACUCUUGGCUUGGAUGUAAUGGUGGCCCCCCUAAGUAAACUUAUAAUGAAUUCAGACUGUUAUCGGGCUUUCUUGGGGUUAGGCUAACGUUGUUUGUGAGGCAUGUACUCUUUUUGUUGUUGUUGUUGUUUAAACAAGAAACAAAACAAAAACCGAGGCUUGUGCGGUUAACGCAACGCCUAGCCGAUGUUUGUCCGUUUUGGUUCCGGCUGUGGCACCUUGUGGCAGAAUUAACGCCUGAGAACGAAGCUGUGACGUGGCAGGAGCGAGCGAUGGGGAUCUCGGAUCAGUUUUUGGAAUAUGAUAAAACGUGCUGAAUAUUCGUGGGCUUUGCGGAUUGUCUCGACUCUUGUCUUGAGUGGUUCCCGCUCGCAAGGGCAGAAAGCCCUGUAGGACCCUGAAUUCCCAGCGAAGGGGGAGGGUUGCAAAGGUUUAUCAAUGUAUCAGACACACUUCCAAUGCUGCCUUCUUGACACUGCCAGUUUUUCAAAACAGGUUUGGGGGCAUUUCCCCCCUCCCCCUUCCUUUAAGGCAUCGGCUUCCCUUAUCCAGCAGUUGCCAAUAAUCGUUACGAUGCACAAAUCCAAUUUUCUGGCAUUUGGAAGAGUCACAUAGUGGUAACUUUUAAAAAAUAUAUAUAUUAUGAAAUCAUUGUUUGGGGUGGGGUGGGUGGACAGAGGAGGCAAACGGUAUGAAUUGUUGACCUCCUUUCUCACCCAGUUUGCAAAUUUGAAGAGAAUCAGGAACGCGUGGGUCUUCCACCACUGAAUUGUGGGGAAGUCUGUCUCCCCUUGGUCAUCACUGCUGAUCAUGCAUGCCUGCUUGCCCAGAAUUCUCCCACCAGCAACGGCUUUGCUUCCCCAAUAACAUUCGAAGCAAAGGGCCCCCCCCCCCGGGUGUCUUACGUACGCUUCUCUGCACAAGCAGAUCGGUUUCCUCUGCUGAAACGAUUGGAAACUUCUAUGGGUGCAGUGGGGCACGCAUGGGAUUCUGAAUCUGGGCGAGCGUCACUAAGGGCUGUAGCAUCGCCAUGUUGAGUGCAGUCCAUUUGGCUCUUCUCCCCCCUGCCCACCCCUUUUCCAUUUGCAUUAGAGGGGAUGCAGGUGGGCGGGGUGGGUUUGAAUGCACCCAUCAGUGCCGAGAGCGGGGAUGCUUACAUUCCAUUGGCUCAUUUGAUCCAUUGGCUCAUUUGAUCAAGCUGUUCUUAAAUUUAGCUCCGUUGGAGAACGUGUUCGAAAAAAUGUGAAUUUUUUUUUUCCUUUUUCACGUUUCAUCCGUUGAACUUGCACAUGAUCUGAAACGCAUUUUGUUUUUAGUAACGUAAGGCGGGCGGAAUAACCCUCGUCUGUGUGCUUCCCCCACCCCGGUCCCAUUCAUGGAAGCAGUUGUGCUUGCGGCCCCACCAAGCUGUUUCUCUCAUUUCAAAGCAACUCUUCUCUGUCCCGAGCAGCUCCCAGCCCCAUUUUUUCUUUACAUUUCAACCUGUGGAUGUUUCUAACUUAUUCAUCCUCGGAAUGUUCCCAAAUCUGUGCUGGCAUUUAAAAAAACAAAAACAAAACACACUCAGAAGUUCUGAUGGAUUUCUUUAUUUUUUUAUCUUUUUGUCUUUUUUUGUUUUUUGAGCAAUAUUUUCCCGAGUCGAAACAAAAUAGUUUUCUUUUUCCCUCCUCCGUAUAAGCAAAUUCUAUGUGUAUCGGACUAGUAAAUAUACAGAAAUCUUUAUUUUUUAUUUCCACUUGAAAGAGUUACAUUUCGUAUAAAAAAAAAAGUUUACAGAUAACGGUUUUUAUUUUUUUUUUCAGUAAGAAAAGGUUGCCUUGAUGGCAUAUUAGUAUUGUUAUUAUUAUGAGAUGCAUAACUUUAACGCUAACCGCUUGUAGGAUAGUUUAAACGUCAGUAUUGAAACCUUUAAUCUUUAGCGGCAGUCUUGUAGAUAGAUACGAACCAUCUUGUUCACCGAGCAUGUGAUUUUUGUAUUUUAUUGCGUUGUACACGGCAACUACUAAAGCCAAGGAGUCUAAGAGAAGUUAGGUGCGUGUACCGUUUUCUAUAAACCACAGACUCAAGAAUGACAGCUCUCAAUAUAGUUUAGUAUUUGCUAAUUUUACUACACUCUUGUUUUUUUGUUAUGUAUAUGUAGGGAGGUCAUAGGGAUUAUAAAUUCAAUUUGAGUAAAGUUUAAAAAAAAAACCAUAUAUAUUUUAUGAUAAAGGGCCUUUAACUUAUGGUGGCCAAAGCACUGAUAUUAUAUAUUUGCUGUAAAGAGAAUUAUAAGAGUUUUAUUUUUCUGAUAUUAAAAGUUACUUAAUAAAGACUUGUUUCCAUUAA
Molecule: messenger RNA, 4169 nt
Organism: Heteronotia binoei (common prickly gecko)
Lineage: Eukaryota; Metazoa; Chordata; Lepidosauria; Squamata; Gekkonidae
Gene: MEX3C
Product: mex-3 RNA binding family member C
Exons: 3
Coding region: 24-1808 (594 amino acids)
Molecular function (GO): RNA binding
Source: RefSeq, a predicted model, not a curated record